AUGGAUUCUAAAAGCAAAAACUUCAUGAAAAACAUUCGACGUUACAAUUCAAUGUUUUCUUUUACGUCGAUGGGUGGUAAAAUUGAUUAUUCAAUCAAUAAAGGGAAUGCUCCAUACAUUUUCAGACUUGGUGGUCAAAAUUAUCAUAGUAUUGGAAGCCUUUUGCCACCAAAUGGAUCGCAACCAAAAUUCUCUCAGUUAUACAUUUAUGAUACCGAGAAUGAAAAUUCAAAUAGACAAAGAUGCUUUGGUGGGGAAAAGCAUCAAUCUACAUCAAUCGAUAAUUAUAUUAUUGAAGAUUUGAAGGUGAUGUUAGAUUCAAAUAAUGUCUUGGUUAGCUCUUAUAGGAUGGUAAGAGAUACUUUUACAAAAAAUCCUCAAGUUGAUUUGAAGUUAAGAAUUAUCGGGAAAAGGGAUCGAGAUGGAAGGACAUAUAACUUACCAACUGCUUCUGAGGUUGCCGCUUUAAUUGUAGGUGACAUUUCUGAUUCAAUUGAAAAUAGAGAUAUCGUUGUUCAAACAAAAUCGGGAUUUCUACAACGUAUCAGUGAAUUGCAUCCUUCUUACCUUCCUCUCCAAUAUCCGCUACUAUUUCCAUAUGGUGAUGAUGGUUACAACGUUGAUAUUCUUCAUAGAGGUGUUACAUCUACAACAAAUAGCAAGCGCGCGAAAUGUACAAUGAGAGAAUUUUUUGCUUUUAGGAUUCAAGACAGGGAUCAUUCGUUCUCAUUGAUUCUUAAUUCAAAAAGGCUUUUUCAACAAUUUUUGGUAGAUGCGUAUACGAUGAUUGAAAGUGAAAGAUUGUAUUACAUACGUAGCCAACAACAUGUUCUUAGAUGCGAGUCUUAUGAGAAUUUACGUAACCAAAAAGCUCAAGGAAUUACAAAUAUCUCCAACAUCGGCCAACGUGUGAUAUUACCUUCAUCUUUUACUGGUGGUGCGCGCUAUAUGCUGCAAAACUAUUUGGAUGCCAUGUCCCUAUGUAAAUGGUUUGGAUAUCCUGAUUUCUUCAUAACCUUUACGUGUAAUCCCAAAUGGCCUGAGGUUAGAAGGUUUCUUAAGGAUACUUCACUUCAACCAGAAGACAGACCUGAUAUACUAUGUAGGUUGUUCAAGAUCAAACUUGAUGCAUUUAUUAAAGAUCUAAGGGAGAAUCACAUUUUCGGCAUAGUUCAAGCAGUUGUUUAUACAAUUGAAUUUCAAAAAAGAGGUUUGCCGCAUAGUCAUAUAUGUUUAUUUAUGCAUUCUGACUACAAGCUACCCACUGUUGAACUUAUCGAUCCGAUAAUUUCCGCUGAGAUACCAAACAUAGACGAAGAUCCAGAAUUGUUUUCACUUGUGAAUGAGUUCAUGAUUCAUGGUCCAUGUGGAGCUGAAAAUAUCAAUUGUCCAUGCAUGAUCGACAAAAAGUGCUCAAAAAACUUUGCAAAGCAAUUCUGUAAUCAUUCGUCUGUUGAUCAGAAUGGUUUUCCAUUAUAUAGGAGAAGAAACGAUGGUCAUUUUGUUGAAAAAUCAGAUGUCAAGUUGGAUAAUAGAAAUGUUGUCCCCUACAACAAAUAUCUAUUGAAAAGAUAUCAGGCACAUAUUAACGUUGAAUGGUGCAAUCAGGGUUCUUCUAUAAAGUAUUUAUUCAAAUACAUAAACAAAGGACCUGGUAGAGCUACAGUUGCCGUUGUACGAAGCAAUAAUGACUCUGAUACUAAUGAUGCAGUCGAUGAAAUAAAUGAAUAUCCUUCUGUGGUUAGACUUCCUUUUCAUCUUCCUGGUCAACAACAAAUUGUAUAUGGGGAAGACGAUGAUAUUGACGAUGUUCUCGACAAACCUUCUGUUGCUUCUUCAAUGUUCACAGCUUGGAUGGAGUGUAAUGCAGUUAAUCGUGAUGCACGGAAACUCACUAUGUCUAAACCGGAGGUUGUUUGGGAAAACACAUGGGAAUAUUUGGCAGAUGGAAUUCUUUAUAACCAACGACAGAGAUUCAAGUCUCCAGACUUAUCACUCAAUGAAGAUCAGCUUAAAAACUUAACUUUGUUCGAGAUAGAACAAGUUUUACUUCGGAACAACUCCAGUCUCAAAAAUUAUAAAAACAUGCCUUUCCCGGAUGUUGAUUCUGUUUCUUCUUCAAACAAUCGACUUAUCACCGAGGAGCUAGAUUAUGACAUUCACGUUAUGAAGACUGAGUUUGAUAGUAUGUUUCUUGCAUUGACAGAUGAGCAACGUCACAUUUUCCUUGAUAUCAUGAGUGCAGUUAAAGAAAAUAAAGGAGGUGUCUUCUUUGUUUAUGGUUAUGGUGGAACUGGUAAGACUUUUUUAUGGAAAACAAUAUCUGCAGCUAUUAGAUGCGAUGGUAAUAUUGUUUUGAAUGUUGCUUCAAGUGGGAUUGCUUCAUUAUUAUUACCCGGAGUGACCUCGCUGGCUUAUUGA
Molecule: messenger RNA, 2421 nt
Organism: Lactuca virosa
Lineage: Eukaryota; Viridiplantae; Streptophyta; Magnoliopsida; Asterales; Asteraceae
Source: the annotation of a GenBank genome assembly